AUGUCGGCGGUUUUUUCUGCUCCUCUCAAUGGCUCGAAAACUCGCUUCUCCCGACCACACGGUCAAGCGCCCAAAUCCCAAACCAACAAUUCCUCAAAUCAACUCAACUCCUAUCCCACACCAGCAUCUGGCGGCAAAUGGAAGCGAUCCAUCGAUGAAGUUGGUAUGGAUACUAAACCAAAUUUCGGAGCUUCAACAGAUGGUUCUGAACCACUCGCAAAGGAAUCACGAGUUGGCUCUCCAAAAAAUGUCCAAGUAUGCAAUGCUAGCGAAGGUCGCAAGAGAUAUCUUGGAGAAAAAGCCGCAACAAUAGAGAUGCCAACUACCGAAGCUGCUGAAUUGUCCCCAAAGUUUCUCUUCGAUGAUCGUAUCCUUGUUUUGCAAAUGUGUCUUCCAUGUCGUAUCAAGAGUCGUUCUCUGGAAAUGCAAGCUGUUGAUGGUGAAAACCAACAAUUGGUGAUCAACCUCUGCUCCAUUUGCCGUUCUACCUUCAAGUGUCAACUCGGUGUGAAGUUUUUCCGUCACGAACUGCCAUGCUUCAAGCGCCAACUCGACAAGGAGACUGAGAAGAUUCAAAUCGUCAAGAAGGAUUUAAAAAAAUUUGUCUUGUAA
Messenger RNA from Caenorhabditis remanei, 612 nucleotides. RefSeq lists its product as uncharacterized. NCBI's taxonomy places the organism in Eukaryota, Metazoa, Nematoda, Chromadorea, Rhabditida, Rhabditidae. The transcript has 3 exons. The record is from RefSeq and is a predicted model, not a curated record. The coding region runs from base 1 to 612 and encodes 203 amino acids.